AUGCCCACAAUAGACGAUGGCCUGUUCGACGGUCGAGGUCGAAGCACGGCAUCCGGGAAGAUAGUGGAGAUUUGGCUCGAGAGGCGGCCCAUGGCACGGCGUGGCAAGGGAGCUGGCAGAUGGAGUCAAGGAGAUGAUCUGCAGUCCCCUCUCACUAAGAAGAGAAGAGGCAAGGCUGCGGAAGGGGAUGCGAGCCCCGAGAGACAAGGCCACGAGUGCCACGCUUGCCCUGACCAAGGUUCGCCGUGUGGCCGUAAAAGGGGUCUUCCCGGAACAUCCAUGGCCCGCACCGCACCGUCCGCACAUUUUUUGCCUUCCAACUCCAACCCUACCUACUGGCUGUAUCCGGAGUUCCCAGAGGCGAUAGUUGACCUGCCCAUAGGAGGUGAAUGGACUUGUGUUUGGGGACCUGCGUUGGCCUCGUUUCUUUUGGGAACGGUACAGUCCAGUAUCACUAAAGAAUGGAGAAACAAGCUUCCCAUAACGAUACCUUCCUCGGUACCGGGCGCUGUAACUUGCAUAUCCACUAUGAAUAGGGAUACGGAUGGCGAUGUAGGGAUAGGUACACUACGGGAGUACCUUACUCGGACGGGCGUGGUAGGCAUCGAGAAUAUCCGCUUUCCUGCUGAGCAUGAUGAGGUGGACGGGAAUAGCACUGGGUGGAUUGGUAGGAGCUGGGCGGUGUUAAGGUGCCACGGUGCGUGGGCAGGAAAAGAGAGGAAGGCGUUUGACGACAACACCCUCACUUUGCAAGUUGUGCCCACUUUGAUCGGUACGUGCCCACCUGUUGGCCCUACCGGACGUGGGGUGAGGGGCAGCGGUGGGCAAUGGAAGAAGGAAGCGAUCCACCUUGCUUACCUAUCCGAGCUUGGUACGUAUCGGAAUCAGGAACGUAUCUUUCCAAUCGAUGAAGGAAGGAACAUGGAGUGCGGUGGUGGGCGUCGUCCAACUUCCUUGAGAGCCGCAAGCCGCAAGCCGCAAGCCGCAGCCCACCACUUGCCCGCAUCCCGUCCGCCGCCGUUCUCCCCCACCACCGUCAAGUCCGACGACGUCAGCCAGGGCAGGGCAGUUGUGUCUUUUUCUCCGAACUUCACCCAGCAACGUCUCGCAUCCUUCUUCCAGCCCGUCAGCCUCUGCUGUCAUCUCUAA
Messenger RNA from Colletotrichum lupini, 1149 nucleotides. RefSeq lists its product as uncharacterized. The transcript is spliced from 7 exons. The coding region runs from base 1 to 1149 and encodes 382 amino acids. The record is from RefSeq and is a predicted model, not a curated record. Lineage: Eukaryota; Fungi; Ascomycota; Sordariomycetes; Glomerellales; Glomerellaceae.